This is a messenger RNA of Perca flavescens (yellow perch), 3246 nucleotides long. It is a transcript of the gene pabir2, whose product is annotated as PABIR family member 2. Lineage: Eukaryota; Metazoa; Chordata; Actinopteri; Perciformes; Percidae. The transcript is spliced from 10 exons. The record is from RefSeq and is a predicted model, not a curated record. Gene Ontology annotation, molecular function: protein serine/threonine phosphatase inhibitor activity. Bases 987 to 1832 code for a protein of 281 amino acids.
ACAGGGCUGCUGUUAACGUUAAAAGGGGCGUGAAGUUUGCUGCUAGCAGCUAACCUAGCUCCUGAUCAUCUGGGAUCUGGUUUAAUCUUGGCGGCGUCCUGUAGAAACGAAAAACGAAACUGUAGAGCGAGUGAUAGUUGCAAUAGACACUGUUUUAGUUUUCUUCUGUGAGCCGUAGAAGCUACCAGGCUAACGGACAGGAACAUUUAGUUUGUGAAAUGUUGACCCAGCCGCUCUGUGGACAUAGCAUUGUGGCUAUCGGCGUAACUGCUAACUUAGCUAGUUAGCCUAGCAGGCUAGAUAGCUAGGACUGGUGGCUGUGGCUGAAACUAGCUAGCGAGGAGCCUAACAUAACACUGGCUUGAAUUAGCUAGAAGGUAGACUCGCGUUGUGAGAAUCACUUAACGCCAGCGUCGUUAGAUUAACGUUAACGUCAGCUACAUUAUAAUCGAUUUGUUUUGCACUUAGCUAAAGUCAACAGUUGGUCAUGGCUAGCGAUAGUUAAUUUAACGCGCUAACAUGCAGUGCUAGUUUAGCAUAGUAGCGUUUCAGUCGUCACCUACUGCUGCCCUGCACCAGCAAACGGGUCGGUAGCCUGCAGUUACAGGGCAUUCAUUGUGCGGUAUGUAGCCAUGGCAUGCUAACCACCCAUCAGGACAGUUGGUUACUGGUCCUAGCACAUGCCAGUUCUGGCUGACCAUAUAGCUAGUCAUAAUAUGAGGAAUUAUAGAGAUAGCGUUGUUAUGAUUAACGGCCAGGUUUAAAUUGCUUUUAACACCAGAGUUGUACAGACGACAGGGCCUUGCAGUUUUGCAGUGGGUCUAACGUAACAUUUCGUUAGCUAGGUUGUCUAACGUCAGCUCAGCUGCCUGAUUGAGGAUGUUUCUUCAAAACAUGUAAAGUUUGGAGAGCAACAAUGUAACACAACUGAGCUGGUUAGCCAUUUUAAGUUCAUGAAUUAGAGGCGGGCAGCGUUAGCUAGCAAAAUGAACAAUUCCGGAGUCUUGCCACAAGAAAAGAUGGAGCUGGAUCUGGAAAUUCCAUCUUCGUUAGCUCAGGGCGAUGGACACUUGAGAAGAUCCAACAGUGCACCCAUGAUACAUGGCUUAAGUGAUAACUCCCAGGUGUUCCAGAGAGAGGUCCUGCGUAGCCGGAGAAAUAGCACCACAGUUGUCAACAGGCCCAACAUGGUCCCUUCAUCACCUGUCCGCGUCCCCAGCACCAGACUUCAUCAGAUAAAACAAGAGGAGGGUGUGGAUGUGAUGAACCGAGAAACUGCUCAUGAGCGGGAGGUUCAAGCUGCCAUGCAAAUUAGCCAGUCCUGGGAAGAAAGCCUGAGUCUGAGUGACAAUGACUUGGAGAAGUCGGCAUCUUCGUCUCCAAAGCGCAUCGACUUUGUACCUGUGUCGCCUGCGCCAUCUCCAACCAGAGGGAUAGGAAAAAAGCAAUGUUUCUCUCCUUCACUACAAAUCCUUGUGAGCAGCAAUGGCCUAACACCGAGCCCAGUACCCAGCCCAACACGACGCUUCAGCCGACGGAGUCAAAGCCCAAUCAACUGCAUCAGAGCCAGCAUACUUGGGCCAAUGAAACGCAAAGGCGAGAUGGAGACCGAGAGUCAGCCUAAGAGGCUCUUCCAGGGUACCACCACCAUGCUGUCCUCUGAUGUCUCCAACCUGUCCGAGCUCAGUUCCUGUCACUCUCCAGAUUUGCUGGACGGCAGCCUCAGCAGCGUCGGAUCCUCCACAGACUCGCCAGGCAAGAUGGAGGGCGUGUCACCCUCCUCGUCCAGCAACUCGCCCUUUGCGUCCCUCCAGGAUUUGUCCCCAAAGUGAGCACGGGAUAGCAAGAGACACUAGAAGGGACGGUUGCCAAAAAUUCUCUCUCCAGGAAACCGGUUUCCUUGCGAGACCUUCCAUCUCAGCAUCACCUAGAUUUAAGUGGAAGUUUCCAUGUUUGUUUCUGAGCGGCUGUUUUCAUGGCUACACUUUUGAGGGUGUAAGAUAUGUUUUGAAUUAAGGAAACUAAAGCCAUGGAUUAGUUUUAGUAUGGAAGAGGUAAGCCUAAUGAAACUAGCGAUGACUGAAGACGCUGGGCACCAGCUGCUAGUAGAGGGUCUUGGAUGGUGCUUGGCUUCAUAGUGAUAGUGUUCAUAAGUGGCUAUGCUUUUGUCCUACCAGUUCCCCUCGCUACGGAGAGACAUUAAGCACUGGACAUUAAAAAAAAAAAUUACUAUUUGGAUGUGUACAUUUUUCCUGUUUUUGUGCUGGAAAACUUCUGUCCACGGGCCUUUGUAUGUAUACAGUCUGCAUAUUUUGUAAGAAAAUAUUUAACUUAUUGUUUUCCUGCUUUGUUUGUAAUUAUGUACAUAUUACCAUUGUCGAAUGUCGUAUGUAGUUUUAAGUUUGAUUGGCUGUGAGGUGAAUGUGGGCACAGGUCAACGGCAAAUGCUCUCUUUGUAAAGGAACAUAAACUACUUCUGGUGUACACCUGUGGAGAUUUCCUUACCGUUAUACUGUAAGAAGUUAUGUUUUCAGCAGAGUUUCUUAUUUUUUAUAUGGGCUAUGCACUGUGGUAGUUUUUUUUUUUUUUUUUUUCUCCUCAGUUUGACUUGUAUGCCCCCUUACCCAUGGCCCUCUGCAAUUUUAAAUGCAUAGUAUGAGCAAUUACUGCACCAAGCAGGUAAUCGUGGAUGUAUUAAGAUCACUGUUGUGCUCUCAACACUAAGGGUUGUUCUGUAUCCUGUGUUUUUGUCAGGAUGUUUUUGUAGAUAAGUGGAGUAUAGAAAUGUUUCCGUUUUCUUUCAACUGGGGAAAUGUUCUUAUUUAUGAAAAUGUUUAUUUUAAGACUUGGUUGGCGAUAGGUGUCUAUCCCCAGUUAAAAUGAACCAUUUGUGUUGUCAUUUACACAAAUCAACUGACUGCUGGAACGUGAAGUACGAACAAAAUGGCACUGUCGCAUUGUGAGGAAAGAGACUGCUGUGGUUACAUUUAUUAAAAUAGCUUUUUGCACAGGAUGCUUGAACCUGUUAUGUUUCAGCUGGUGUGUAAGCAGAGCAGAAGUGAAACAAGAUUCAAGAAUGCAGUAUGUAGAGUCUGAUUUAUUUUUUUUUGCACCUAAAUAUGCUUUCAACUGUCAUUGCCCUAGUGUCAUAUUCCUUGUGUAACUUCUACAUCUGAACCCCUUCAUGGCUCUGUAGCUUCUAAUGUGUAUGUACAAAAGGAAGUGAUUGUAAAUCAUUUUAUGGAA